Messenger RNA from Impatiens glandulifera, 1320 nucleotides. RefSeq names its product jasmonate-induced oxygenase 1. The record is from RefSeq and is a predicted model, not a curated record. The coding region runs from base 50 to 1189 and encodes 379 amino acids. Lineage: Eukaryota; Viridiplantae; Streptophyta; Magnoliopsida; Ericales; Balsaminaceae. The transcript has 3 exons.
AGAUCCCUCCUUUUGCGACCAUUGUUACUCUCUUUCUUUAGUCUCUCCGAUGACAAUCUUGCCGGAAUUCUCGUCGGAGCCGAACACCGGCGACUUCCGUGCUCCUCCACCUUCUCCGAUUGCUUCUGGCCGCCGUUCAUCAGUUACAAACGAAGAGACACUGACCCAAUACCUCGAAAAUUCCCUUCGUGUUCCUGAUCUCACUUUACCCGAUCGGGUCUUUCCCCGACAAAAAUCUACAGGAGAUCCUCCGGUGAUCGACUUUGAAUCAUUUGAUGACAUUUCCUUGUUAGAUUUAUCUGACACUCUUAUCCAGAUAGGAUGUUUUCAGAUAGUAAAUCAUGGAAUCUCGCCGGAGCUUAGACGGUCGGUUUCUGUGGCGGCGGAAGGGAUCUUUGACAUUCCGUCGGAGGGAAAGGAGACAAUGUUGAAGUCGCCGGAAAAGGCUUAUGGGUUCGAAGAGUUCCAUGGAGAAGUAGAGAGAGAAACGAGUACUGAAGAGUUCGUAUGGUGUAAAGAUGAAAUCUUGAAGAUGGAGAUGGUGGGAAUUUGGCCUGUUGGAUAUUCAAAUUUCAGCGAGCAAAUGGAGAAGCUAUCUUCAGCAGUAGAGAAAGUAGGUGCAAAGAUCUUACAAAUGUUGGCUGGGAAAUUAGAAAGGAAUGGGAAGAAGAUAUUUGAAGAUGAUGAACAUGAUGAAUAUGAAGGUGGACCAAUGACAUUGUGUCAUGUUUCAAAGCAUCAUAAUCCAGAUGAUGGUGAAUUAGUAGUAAUGGAUUGUCUGAAAUAUGAUGUGAUCAGAAUGCUAAUAAGAGGAUCAGACAGUGGUCAUGCAUUGGGCAUACACAUUUGUGAUGGAUCUUCAGAAUUCCAUGUCUACUCCAAGAAAGGUUGGUUCUCAUUCUUUCCUAAACGAGACGCACUCAUUAUUACCGUUGGUGAUCUUCUUCAGACAUGGAGUGGGGGACAAUACAAACAUGUGAUGGGAAGGGCAAUAUACAACAAAACACAAGAUCAAGAACAAAGUUGCCAUAUAUCAAUGUCUUUCAUCCUUUAUUCUCGUAAACCAUCAAACAUUGUAUUCAAUACUGACAUGAAAGCAAUACUGUCGCUCAGCCAACAAGCCGCGUUUGCCAUUAUCUUCACUCUUCUUUGUCAUUUCUUGGCUUACAUCGCCAACAAACUCUCAUAGAUCCCUCUACUUGUAAAUCAAUUUACUUUGUUAUAUUUAUCUUGAUUGCUUGCUUUAUAUGAAUACAUAUAUGAGAGGAAGUUAUAUAUGUAAUUGUAUUGAAUCAUGAUUUUGAUAUAGUUGCUAUUGAU